CUCCUAGUCUUCUAACCAAGUAGACUAACAUAUCCCUCCUCACUGUUUUCUUUCAAUCUUACUCACUUUCACAGUUUCACUCUUCUUCUCUCUUUUCGCAGUAACCAUGUCGGAAAGCGAAUUAGCUGCAAAACUACGUGCAAUUACUCAUGAACGAUAUCGAGAGAAGGCUCAGAAGCACGCACUUGAAGAAAAGAUUUUAGAGUUGGAAGCCAUGAAUAGCACUUUUAUACAUGAUUUGCAAAGAGUCAAGGAAGAGAAGGAGUCUAUUAUCAGUGAUCGAGAUGCGCUGGAGGAUGAGAAACAUGAACUGCAGAAGAGAGUUUGCGACGUGGGAGCCAAGAUUGCCAUUCUGGACGAUCAACUAAAAAGAGAGAAGGAUGAAAAGAAUUCUGUCAUCAUCGAACUAGACGGAGAGAAAGCUGCGCAUGAAGCUCUGAAGAAGAGAGUUUCAGAGUUGGAAGCCACCAAUGCCACUCUAAACGACAAGCUGCGACGUCUGGAAGAACAGGAAGCUGCGAAACAAGCAAUUGUCGAAGUUUUGAACGCAGAAGCCACGAGUUCAACUUUAAAAGUUGAUUUGCAUAUAGAGAAGGAUGAGACGACGUCUAUUAUUCACGAUACGGAGCAAGCGGAAGCUGAGAAGAAGGCUCUGGAGAAGAAAGUUGCAGACUUGGAAGCCACAAACGCUGCCCUUAAUGAUGAACUGCAAAAACUGAAGAAUGAUAAAGACGCUCUACUUAAAAAUUUGGAUGGACAUGGAGCUGAUAAACAAGCCUCAGAGGAGACGGAAAUUUCUGACUUGGAAGCCUCGAAAACUCCCAACGAGAAAGAGAAGGAUGAUAAGAAGUUGAUUAUGAAUGACCGGGAUCGAUUGGAGGCUGAGAAGCAAGCUCUAGAGAAGAGAGUUUCGGAGUUGGAAGCCGCCAAAGCCACUCUUAACGAUGAUUUGCAAAGAGAGAAAAAUGAUAUGAACGAUUUCAUCAAGUAUAUGGAGAGCCAAGAAGCUGAGAAAGAAGCCCUGGAGAAGAAAGUUUCGGACUUGGAAGCUGCCAAUGCUAUUCUUAAUGAUGAACUGAAAAGAGAGAAAGAUGAGAAGAACGCUAUCGUUACUGAUUCCGUUGGAGCAGAAGCUGGGAAACAAGCAACCACUGAACUUUCGAGCUCAGAAUCCACGAGUUCAAGUUUAAAAGUUGAUGUGCAUAUAGAGAAGGUUGAUGACAAAGAAGUUCUUGAGAAAAGAAUUGCUGAAUUGCAAGCACUUAACGCCACGCUUAAAGAGGAACUGCAAAAAGAGAAGGAUGCUAAAAGCGCUGCUCUCGUCAAAGAUCAGGAAGCAUGCAAAGAUGAGAAGACAGUUCCCGACUUGCAAGCAACGAGUGAUGCCGCUGUUAACAACGAACUUCAGAAAGAAAAGGAUGAUAAGAAUUCCAUUAUGAAUGAUUUGGAUCGAGUGAAAGCUGAGAAACAAGUUCUGGAGAAAAAGGUUUCUGACUUGGAAACCAAGUAUGCCGCUCUUAACAGCGAACUUCUGAAAAAGGAGGAGGAUAAGAAGGCCAUCCUCAAUGACAAGGAUGGACAUGCGGCUGAGAAACAAGCUCUGGAGAAGAUAGUUUCUGAUUUGGAAGCCACAAAAAUCAGUCUUAACGUGGAAAUGCAUGAAGAGAAGAAUGAUAAUGGGACUCCCAUCAGCGAGGAAGCUGAGAAACAAACUCUAAAGAAGAAAAUUUCCGAUUUAGAGGCAACAAUUUCCAGCCUAGAGGACAAGGCAAAGCAGUUAACGGAAGAUAUCAAUAUAUGGUUAGAUGAAAUAUCUGAACUACAGGAAGAGGUGAACCAGGAGAACAAGGCUAAGCAAGCCCUUGAGAAAAAGGUUGCUGAGUUGACAUCAAAACUUGAAAAAUGUACAUGUGGUGCUGCAGAAGAAUCACCAAUGACCGAUAAAAAAGAACAAAAAGAACCGUGGAUGAACGAUUCUACGGUUCCUUCGAAUUGGGUUCCUUACGAGGAACUUGUUCAAGCGUUUUCGAGGAGCAGUCCUUUGUCUAUGACUAAAGCAUGUGAAUGUGACUCCGCAGGCUUGAGUGAAGAUAGUACAACCAACAUUCAAGUGCAUUACUUCUAUCGAGGAUCGUUAAGGGGGCGUCCUUAUCCUGUCAUCGUUGUUAAAGUUGAAGAAUUGAUCCCCAACAAAGAGAAAGCAAGGUUCGAUCCAAGUGUUUGGGGUUUGUUUAACAAUGCAGGAACUUGUUAUGCAGCCAGAAAGCCAUUUGAGUCUGAAAUGUAGGUCGUUGUCCGCAAUACAUCGAGAUUUACCCAUCUGUUCAUGUUGUGCAGUGGCCUAUUGUAGUCUCCAGUGAGAGUCAUUUUUUUCUGGUUUGUUUGCUUUGAAUUUUUUUUUUUUUUUUUUGUUUGUUUGUCAAGCUUUGGAUAUAUGUCAAUGUACUUUUUGUGUUAAGUGUUUUUUA
This is a messenger RNA of Papaver somniferum (opium poppy), 2468 nucleotides long. RefSeq names its product myosin heavy chain, embryonic smooth muscle isoform-like. Lineage: Eukaryota; Viridiplantae; Streptophyta; Magnoliopsida; Ranunculales; Papaveraceae. The record is from RefSeq and is a predicted model, not a curated record. The coding region runs from base 107 to 2287 and encodes 726 amino acids. The transcript has a single exon.